AUGGCUUGUUCCUCUCCUACACCAACAUGGAAGACAACCACCACCACCACUACUAGUACAGUAACAACAAGAAAAGACUCUGCUUUUCUAAUUUCAGGCUCCUUUCUCUUCUUUUCCUCCACUGUUCAUUAUCCUCAACAAUACAAAAGAUCCAGUUUAAUCACUUUCUCAGUUGACCCUUCAUCUUCUUCUUCGUGCUCCUCAAGUUCUUCUACCCUCCCACUUGUUGUAAACAAGAAAAAAUCUUUAAAACAUGCAAAAACCUAUGAUGGGACUUUCUUGUUUGUUUUCUCUGAUGAUGAUGAGGAGGAGGAGGAGGAGGAAGAGGAAGAGGAAGAGGAAGAGGAGGGUAAGACAGAGAGCAUCAGUAAAAAGAGUGACCAUGUUGGAUUAGUAUCAUCCAACGUUAAGAAGCAGCCGUGGAGAAAGGUUUUGUUUGCAUCUGACAAGAUCAACAGUAUUCUCUUGCUCAAUGUCAUCACCAUCGUCUAUGCAAGUAAUAUCCCGGUUGUGAAAGCAGUUGAAGAAAUGAUGGAUGCUGCUGCCUUCUCAGCUGUACGGUUUGUUGUGUCAGCCAUCCCUUUUUUGCCGUUUGUAUUUCGAGCAAGAGAUGAUGUUCAGACCCGCAAUGCAGGGAUGGAGUUGGGAUUGUGGGUCAGUUUAGGUUACCUCAUUGAGGCACUUGGACUACUUACAGCUGAGGCUGGACGUGCAUCAUUCAUUUCUUUGUUAACUGUUAUUGUGGUACCUUUGCUUGAUGGUAUGUUAGGAGCGUAUAUACCUGCUCGUACAUGGUUUGGAGUUCUCAUGUCUGCCAUAGGAGUUGGGAUGCUCGAGUGCAGUGGAUCUCCUCCAAAUGUUGGAGAUCUUUUGAAUUUUCUAAGUGCAAUAUUUUUUGGAAUUCAUAUGCUCCGAACUGAACAUUUCUCAAGAAGCACAAAGAAAGAGAACUUCUUGCCGCUUCUUGGAUAUGAGGUAUGUGUUGUUGCUCUGUUAUCUACAAUGUGGGUCUUGAUUGGAGGAUGGUUUGAUGGCAACCAAGAGCUUGACCAAUCAUCAUGGACAUGGGAAAUGCUAUGUGAUUGGUUUGUUGCCUUUCCGUGGAUACCUGCUCUUUAUACUGGUGUAUUCUCAACUGGAUUAUGCUUAUGGGUAGAGCCACAACAUUUAUUCAUACAGAUUGCUGCCAUGCGUGAUGUUUCAGCAACCGAAACAGCCAUAAUUUAUGGGCUCGAGCCACUAUGGGGUGCUGGUUUUGCUUGGUUUCUCCUCGGUGAAAGGUGGGGAACAGCUGGUUGGAUCGGGGCUGGUCUUGUGCUUGGUGGAAGCUUGAUGGUGCAGAUAUUUGGAGCCUCAACUCCCCAUAAAUCUUUAAAGUCUGAAGAGAAGAAAAGGAAAGGUGAUCUCCUGCUUUUGGACAAGCAAAAAACACGGGGUAGUCUCUCAACUUCUCCAGUUGUUGUCAGAUCUGGGAAGGACAUAAUUGACAUGUUGAAAUGA
Dovyalis caffra is the source of this 1500-nucleotide messenger RNA. Lineage: Eukaryota; Viridiplantae; Streptophyta; Magnoliopsida; Malpighiales; Salicaceae. The record is from the annotation of a GenBank genome assembly.